Messenger RNA from Laccaria bicolor S238N-H82, 246 nucleotides. RefSeq lists its product as uncharacterized. The transcript has a single exon. The coding region runs from base 1 to 246 and encodes 81 amino acids. The record is from RefSeq and is a predicted model, not a curated record. Lineage: Eukaryota; Fungi; Basidiomycota; Agaricomycetes; Agaricales; Hydnangiaceae.
AUGAAAUUUCUGGGUGGAGCAAGGGUGGAGGUCGAGCUUACGACGUUGGAGAGCGAAGAGCACCCCACUAUUUACCACCAUCUGCUUGCGACAGAUGCCGAGGUGAAAGUGUCCAAAAAGGCACUUCAGGAUGAGUCUACGAUGCUGUUGGCUGCUGGGACUGAUACGGCGGGGAAUGCAUGUAUGAUUGGGACCGUCCACUUGUUGAGCAAUCGGGCACUGAAAGACACUUGGUUUCGGAAUUGA